Molecule: messenger RNA, 5049 nt
Organism: Ostrinia nubilalis (European corn borer)
Lineage: Eukaryota; Metazoa; Arthropoda; Insecta; Lepidoptera; Crambidae
Gene: Eip63E
Product: cyclin-dependent kinase 14
Exons: 11
Coding region: 410-1921 (503 amino acids)
Biological process (GO): protein phosphorylation
Cellular component (GO): cytosol; nucleus; cytoplasm
Molecular function (GO): cyclin binding; ATP binding; cyclin-dependent protein serine/threonine kinase activity
Source: RefSeq, a predicted model, not a curated record
GCGAGCGAGCAAGUACGCCGUCAUCGCAAGAUAAGAGUAGGUGAACUGGUGAACGGGCGUUGGCACUGGCUUGUCUGUCUGGCCGGCCAGUCCGCUCUGGCGCUCCGACUCGAAUACACGGCGUAUGCGCACCCGACGCACGAUAACUAGGCCGCUCUCAUGUGAUACACCAUCUCUCAUAUCAUGGCAGAAGUGUGCUCAGUGACCACUCAUAUAUAACGGCCCGCGACCGACCACCCAAAUGUGAACGAAAAUCUGAAGUGCCGAAUUUAAUUUAGCCAAUUUUAUCUAUGUGGGCUACAUGAUAAGUGUCAAGUGUUAAUAACAUUGUUUCGAAUUUUGUCACAAUAUACGGAUAUCCACCGUUAGGUAGACGUUUCUUGGAAUUGUUGCGAAUUUGUUUUGGUGAAUGAGUCAGUUAACAGGCGUCGGGAUUGUUAACUUCGUCAACGUGCUGCCUACGAUUUCUGAAGGCGUGACAAUGAGAGAAAAAAGGGGCGGCGCAAUGAGCAAAAUGCAAAAGCUUAGAAAGCGCCUGUCCCUUAGCUUCGGUAGAUUAUCAACAAAAGACGAUCCAGACGGUGACGUCAGCGAGUGCCGCGGCCGGCAGCAGAACGGCGGCGGCCGCGGCAAGCUGCCCUACAACGGGUACUCCGAGGAGUGCCUGGAUCGGCUCGAACCCAACGGGAAUAUACCCCACGACAAGGAGCCGCAUUACGAAUGGAGUGGAGGGGGGAAUGGGGAGUAUCGUGUGCGGAGACAGCUGUCAGUGUCGUCCGACUCCAAACUCCUGGACGAGGGUGCGAGGGAAGACGCCCGGGUGGUCAUGAGGCCUAAAAGGCCGCCUAGGCCCAAGUCAGAGGCCUUUUUAGGGCCGCAUGACCACUCCAACCGACGCACCAAGCGAUUUAGUGCCUUUGGGGGUGACUCUCCGUUCGGGAAGUCCGAAGCCUACAUAAAACUAGAGCAACUCGGUGAGGGUUCCUACGCCACAGUAUAUAAGGGAUAUAGCAAUUUAACACAGCAAGUAGUAGCACUGAAAGAGAUCAGACUGCAAGAAGAGGAGGGUGCGCCUUUCACGGCGAUCCGUGAGGCGUCGCUUCUAAAGGAGUUGAAGCACGCAAAUAUCGUCACGCUGCACGACAUAGUGCACACGCGGGAGACGCUGACCUUCGUGUUCGAGUUUGUGGACACGGACCUAUCACAAUACAUGGAGAGGCAUCCGGGCGGGUUGAACCACCACAACGUCAGACUGUUCAUGUUCCAGCUGCUACGCGGCCUGUCCUACUGCCAUCGGAGAAGAGUUUUACACAGGGACGUGAAACCACAGAACCUACUAAUAAGUUCACACGGCGAGCUCAAGCUAGCGGACUUCGGGCUGGCGCGGGCCAAGUCGGUGCCCAGCCACACGUACUCGCACGAAGUCGUCACGUUAUGGUACAGACCUCCAGAUGUACUGCUGGGCAGCACGGAGUACUCGACGUCGCUGGACAUGUGGGGCGUGGGCUGCAUCUUCGUAGAGAUGCUGUGCGGCGUGCCCACCUUCCCUGGCGUGCGUGACACGCAUGACCAGCUCGACAAGAUCUUCAAGGUGGUAGGCACGCCGACAGAAGAAAGCUGGGUGGGCGUCAGCCGGUUACCCGGUCUCCGGACACACGUGACCCGGUGGGGCACCUGCCCCGGCCGGCCGCUUGGGUCAGCCUUCCCCCGGCUGAGAGAGGGUGGGCGAGAGGCUGAGAGGCUAGCGGCCACGUUACUCCAGCCCGACCCCACCAGGCGUCUUGCGGCGCAUAGCGCGCUGUAUCACGCGUACUUCGCUUCGUUGCCGCCACGGUUGAGAGACCUGCCCGAUGAGGUGUCAAUCUUCACAGUGGAAGGCGUGAGCAUGCACGCCGAGAGCCGGCACGCCGCCAUCAAGUGAGCCCCAUAGCGCCUUAGUUGAAUCCGCAUCGUCGCCGCGUCGAUCGCCCACCGAACGUUCGCCAGCCGCCGAACGUCGCUCGCCGCCGAUCGCACCGCGCGCGACGUCAUUCGUUAGCUAGUACGUUUCAAUUCCUAUAGUUUUAACGUCGAAAUCUGGUUGAAUCGUCUCGGUGGACCAAUAUUUCGUGAUAGUUUCUCUUGUUAGUUUAAAAAACGCUCCACAGGGCAUCGAAUGCCAGCGGCAGUAUUCGUCUACUCCUCGCACCUUUCGUUCGUUGAUUGUCCAUCCGUCGAUCGCUUGUCGAUGAAUACUUAAGCGCUUGUUAAGCUUCUAACGGAAUAUCCAUCCAUAUAAUUCAAUUAUUCUAUGGUGACAAGGUAAACUGAUAGGUAUCGAGUGUACGAAUUAUAUGUAUAAAUAUAUAAACAGAGCAGUGUGCCAUGUAUAUCUAUAAUUGAGAAGAGUAUGAAGUGUUAUUUUAAAAGAUUUUUAUGCUGGAUAUAUGCUCAUAAUUUGGUAAAAAUUUUGAAGAUGUUUAUUUAUAAUAAGGGAUAAUUGUCGACGAAGUUUACUCCAAUGCAGUCUUAUGAAAGCUAUACGGUUUUUUAAUUGAGGCCUUUAUCACGAGUUCGCGAUUUGUGUAACCUAUGGUGUCAGGGAUAAUGCUCUAUAAUUGCGACAUGUUUUUUUCUAAACUUAUUUUAGUUUGAGUUAAAUGGCCGCUUAGAAAAAGCUUUUUACAAUAAAUUAAAUGACAAGAGGUACACCGAAGAGCAUUAUCUUUGUCGCCACAUCCUUUUUUGAUCUACUAGGAAGAGAAGCAUGCAUAUAAAUGCAUCUUAAGUACGAUCAAGUGCAAAGAAACGUACACUUGGGAACAUCGUUAACCCAGAUUGGCUGAGAUAACUCCACGUAACAACGCUUAACGCCACAACGUUACGCGAGCCUCGGGUGUACUUUUCAUUGUCCUUGACUGCACCGCACGUCCGUGACUCGUGUUAAGGGCCCCCUCACCUUAAUCUUGGCGUUUGUCUAAAUCUUAUGCACACAUUCCUUCCACGGUGCUCAAAUAGUAAGGUUAGGGUGGCGACUGGCGGAGUGGCGACUGCCACUGAAGUGAUACAACGUGAAUUGAUCAGAUACAAACUUACCAAAAUUAAUUUAUCGCGACCGAUCUCAAGUUAAGUGUGGGACCGUCCUACUGUAAAUUUUUACGUGAUAGUGAAUUCGAUUCGACUCUUGUGGUGUAUGAGAGGUAGAGUAGAUGGAAGGUAGAUUCCGUCUAGACUAAAGAUUAGUGAAAUUAAUCGGUUUAGUCAAAUUAGUGGUCCCCCACUGUAAGGUUAGGCAGUGUGUAGUGACGACCGGCGCAUCGGCAACUGACGAUUAGCUAAGGAAUGCGAUUUUUUCUAUCGUCUCUAGUGUAGAUACUAUCUAAAGUUGCAUUUGUGAUACAAGUCUGUAGGUAAUUUUACAUUUUAACCAGCAAUCUCAAGCGAAUAGUACAUCUGCUGAAACUAAGAUCCGUAACAUGAAUUGAACUCAAAAUUAGAUUCAAACUCAAGCAUAGCUGUAAGGAGCAUCUAUUCUUGGGUCAUAACUCAGUUAUGAGCUUCAAUUGACUUGUAAUAACUCUCAACUGGUAUGCAUAAUGUAUGAAAAUGCUAGGUAAUUAGAUUUUGGUUAAGGUAAAUUUUUGGCUUUCGUACACUCGUAUUUGAUUUGUCUAUGGUUCAAAAGUCAGAUUGCCGACUUGAACCAUAAAUGCAACUGAUCUAAAAUUAAUAUUAUGAUCUGUGAUUUGAAAAUAGUUUAUAGUCCUGUCGAAACGUAAACACCAAUUUGUGCCAACGUGUAAAUUAAAUUAAUGAAUCGCUUCAUUCGGACAGAUCUCGCGAUAGGACGAUCGUGGAAUCGCAUUUUGUAAACAAUUUUAUAACGAUAGGGGGGAAUGUAUAUUCACGUCAGGUGACAGUCUAGUCCGUAGUCAACUAAUGACAUCUUUCAUAAUGAUACAAUAACAAGUAGAUUGCCACUUUGUACAAUUUUACAGACAUUGUAUGAUACUAAUUAAUAUGAAAUGAACAAUAUUAAAAUAUAGUAGGAAUGGAGUAGGGUUACCAUAUGCAAAAAGUGUCUGAAUAUGACGUAAUGUAUUUAAUGAAAUGGAAUAACGAUACCUCAUCUGGUAACCUUGUUGAUAAGUGAAAUGAAAACGCUUUUUACUCCUGCUUGCAAUUACUCUGGUACUAAAUAAUCUGAAAUGACGUUCAUAGCGGUGGCUCUGUAAUGUGUAGCAAUAAAGGGUCACAUUAAAAGUUUUUCGAUAGGUUUACAAAAUUUGUACGUUCUUGAAAUAUACUUACCUCAGUGUAGGUCGAGAAGAGGCUAUAUUACGGGAUAUUAUGGAGCCUUAUGCACUGUGUAGUCCAGAGAUUUUAAAUAAAUAUCAUCCGAUAACUAUGUCAUUGGUAUGACUGCAGUAAUUUUUUAGGCUAAUAAUAAACUUAUUUUCUAAAAUGACGGUCAAAUGUCAAUGAAGCGAAUAUUUUUCGUUAUGAAAGUAAUUUACUAAUUCGUAAUUGAAAAUGAAUUGAUUUUCCACACAUCAUUCAAGGUUACUUUUAAUAGAUUGGCACCUUGACAUCAAGGACAGGUUUCAGGGUGGUUCUAUUUAAAAUUCAUGAACUGCACCGCAAUAAACGCACUGCCACUUCAUUAGGUAGUUUGAUAAGAGAUACGUAGGGAAGUCUUAGUUGUCUGUGUGCGCCGGGGAAAUAGUGAGCGUAGAUCAACUUAGUGUAGUGUGCGUGUACCGAAACAUACGAGUGAAUACGUAGCAGGAGACUAAAAAAAAUUAGCACAAAAGUGACAAUUUUGGCACAAAUUGGAACUCCUGCGACGCCCUGUAUAAAUUCGGUUGCGAACACCAAAAUAGUACGUAAAUUGUAUAGUCUGUGAAAUUCUAUAUUUUCUGUGUACAUGAUUUGUUGAGUUUUGUCUAUAUGUAUAUUUUUCGGUUGCGGCCACGAAAUCGGCGGUUCUACAGCGAAAACGAAGGGUUGGUGUUAUAUUUAGUGAAAAUAUUUCUCAAUGCUAUCUAAUUUUCACUCGGUGCAGAAGCU